AUGCUAAGUACCAAACUCCUCUCUCCCUUUCUUUCUUUAAAGGCAUCACUGCUCCGGAGGUUUCAGAGUACUCUAGUCAUAGCAGAACACAACAAUGAGACUCUUACACCCAUCACACUAAACACUAUCACUGCAGCAAAACGUCUUGGAGGUGAAGUUUCUUGUUUAGUAGCUGGUACCAGUUGUGACAAGGUAGCACAAGAAGUCAGCAAAGUGCAGGGUGUUGCAAAAGUUCUAGUGGCUCAGCACGAUGUAUACAAGGGAUUUCUAGCAGAGGAGCUGACUCCCUUGAUUUUGGAAGCUCAUAAAAAAUUCAAUUACACUCACAUUUGUGCUGGAGCAUCUGCCUUCGGGAAGAAUCUUAUUCCCAGAGUGGCUGGUAAACUUGAUGUUGCCCCUGUUUCUGACAUUAUUGAAAUUCAGUCCCCAGACACUUUUGUGAGAACUAUCUAUGCAGGAAAUAUUCUUUGCACUGUGCAAUGUGAUGAAGCAAUUAAAGUAUUUACUGUACGGGGAACUUCUUUUGAGGCUGCACCAACAAGUGGUGGUAGUGCCGCUUUAGAAAAUUUAACCCCUCCACCGCCUGUUGGUCUAUCUGAAUGGAUUGAGCAGAAGUUGACAAAAAGCGAUCGACCAGAGCUUACUAGUGCCAAAGUGGUUGUAUCGGGUGGGAGAGGCUUGAAGAGCGGGGAAAAUUUUAAAUUGUUAUACGAUCUUGCGGAUCAAUUGCAUGCUGCAGUUGGAGCUUCCCGUGCAGCUGUUGAUGCUGGCUUUGUUCCUAAUGACUUGCAAGUUGGACAGACUGGCAAAAUAGUUGCACCAGAACUUUAUAUUGCUGUGGGAAUAUCUGGAGCAAUCCAACACUUGGCUGGGAUGAAAGACAGCAAGACCAUUGUUGCUAUUAACAAGGAUCCAGAAGCUCCAAUUUUCCAAGUGGCAGACUAUGGACUGGUGGCAGACCUAUUCCAGGCGGUGCCAGAGAUGACGGAGCUCCUGAAGAAGAAGUGA
Molecule: messenger RNA, 1008 nt
Organism: Pterocles gutturalis (yellow-throated sandgrouse)
Lineage: Eukaryota; Metazoa; Chordata; Aves; Pterocliformes; Pteroclidae
Gene: ETFA
Product: electron-transfer-flavoprotein, alpha polypeptide
Exons: 11
Coding region: 1-1008 (335 amino acids)
Cellular component (GO): mitochondrion
Molecular function (GO): electron transfer activity; flavin adenine dinucleotide binding
Source: RefSeq, a predicted model, not a curated record